This is a messenger RNA of Phyllostomus hastatus (greater spear-nosed bat), 590 nucleotides long. RefSeq names its product KiSS-1 metastasis suppressor (gene KISS1). Gene Ontology annotation, molecular function: kisspeptin receptor binding. The coding region runs from base 180 to 548 and encodes 122 amino acids. Gene Ontology annotation, biological process: positive regulation of cytosolic calcium ion concentration; G protein-coupled receptor signaling pathway. The record is from RefSeq and is a predicted model, not a curated record. Gene Ontology annotation, cellular component: neuron projection. The transcript is spliced from 4 exons. Lineage: Eukaryota; Metazoa; Chordata; Mammalia; Chiroptera; Phyllostomidae.
GGGUGUUCACCCACCUAAGUAGUGUCAUCACCAGAGACCCUGUGGAGCAGCCACCCUGCCAGGACCCCGGACAGGACCCAGGACAGAGCCAGGUGCAGAAAGCUGUGGUCCGGGAUUCAGGGUGUCACAGAAUCAAAGUCUGCAAGGGACACUUCUAGGACCUGUGCCUUCUCACCAGGAUGAGCCUACUAGCUUCUUGGCAGCUGAUGCUUUUCCUCUGUGCUAUCUCCUUCAGGGAAACCUUAGAAAAGGUGGUGCCCAUGGAGAAUCCUAGAUCCACCGGCCAGCAGCUCAGCCCCCUGCCGCUUUUGGCCACCUGGGAGCAGAGCCCACUCUGCAGAGUCCGAGAGAGUGAAGUGGGGUCCCAGAGGCCAGCCUCGUGCAUGCCCCGCAGCCGCCUGAUCCCAGCCUCUCGGGGCGCAGUGCUGGUGCAGCGGGAGAAGGACCUGCCUGCCUACAACUGGAACUCCUUCGGACUGCGCUAUGGCAGGCGGAGGGCAGCGCCCCAGAACAUUGCCCAGGGACAAGGGACUUCCAGCCUGGACUGACAGGGCCUCUGGGCACUCAGAGUGGGAGAAGGGGGCAGGGAA